AUUGUAGAGAACAUCAUAGAUAAUAUCCGCCUUUUUUCUCAUCAUUCUCCUAAAAAUAAAUCUGCUGCCAUUCCUCGCUCCAGGCUUAUCAGACGACUAGGAGAUAAAGGGGAAGAUGCCAAUUCCAACCAUCUUCUCCGUAAUGAUAAUAAACCUAUAUUAUCUAAACAUGGAGAUAAUGAUAACGUGACAAGAAAAAUUAUUCACCUGGAUGAUCAUCUUAAUAACGCCUUGGGCGAUAGUAAUUACGUCUCUUCCGGCCACAAAGAACCUUCGAGUAAAUCGCAACAUCAACCACCAUCGCAAUUGCUGUCCCCAGCUACAACUUCCUACGACUAUUUGAUUAAGCUUCUGGCCUUAGGAGAUUCGGGUGUGGGAAAGACUAGCAUGAUUUGCCGCUAUACAGAAGCCACUUUUAGCAAUCAUUUCAUAACAACAGUCGGGAUCGAUUUCCGGGAAAAAAGAUUAAUAUAUAGAGAAAUUGGGCAGGAUGGUAAUAUCAUACGUAAUAAUAGAGUACAUCUUCAAUUAUGGGACACUGCUGGGCAGGAAAGAUUUCGAAGCCUGACCGUAGCCUUUUUCAGGGAUGCCAUGGGAUUUUUGUUAGUGUUUGAUCUGACAAGCGAGCAAUCAUUUCACAACGUUAGAAAUUGGAUAGAACAAUUACAGACCCACGCCUAUUCUAAUACUCCUGAUAUCGUUUUAUGCGGCAAUAAAAGUGACAUAGAAGAUAAUCGACAAAUUUCUUACAAAGACGCCUGUAAAUUUGCCUCGGAUUAUAACAUGACGUAUUUUGAAACAAGCGCCCUCAGCGGUAUCAACUUAAACGAAGCCUUCGAUUAUUUAGUUGAACUCGUUAUGAAAAGGAUGGAGGAAUCUAUAGAACUGUCUCUAAAAUCUCGUAUCAAAAUGGCAACUGCCACCAAGUCAUCCUUAGAAGCUCAGCAAUCUCAAUCAUCCAUGUAUAGCGAUUAUGUCGCUGUCCCUAUCAACAUUGACAAAAGUAUGGACCAUCCGAAUAAACCCGAUAAUAAAAACAAAUUUAAUGACAAAGGGUCAACUUUUGUGCCUUCUUCCAAAAGUAAGUGUCGGUGUUAAUCCAUGAUUCAGAAUGUGACCAAUUCUAAUUACUUUACAGAAUUUUAUAGAUAAAAAUAGGAGCCAAAUGCUAUUGUUAUUAGUAAAUAAAAAUGUUAUUCGUUGAACGAUCACAAAAUAAUACAUUUACAUUUUUGAAAUAAUUUCGCGUUGUUGAAGACAUUAAUAUAAAAUUAUUACA
Messenger RNA from Gordionus sp. m RMFG-2023, 1279 nucleotides. Its product is annotated as ras-related protein Rab-27A-like. Gene Ontology annotation, cellular component: trans-Golgi network transport vesicle; plasma membrane; endosome. The annotation marks the transcript as partial. Gene Ontology annotation, biological process: regulation of exocytosis; cilium assembly; Golgi vesicle fusion to target membrane. Lineage: Eukaryota; Metazoa; Nematomorpha; Gordioida; Chordodea; Parachordodidae. The record is from RefSeq and is a predicted model, not a curated record. The transcript is spliced from 6 exons. Gene Ontology annotation, molecular function: GTPase activity; GTP binding.